GGUGUUGAAGGCGUAACUGUCCUGUCAAACAGUAUGAAUUGUUCUAAGGUAUUUCAGUGCAGGUAGUAAAGAAUAGUAAGAGCUGAGUUGUUGGCAUUGUGUGUUUUGUACAGCAGCAACAGACUAAAAGGCAGUGGUUUGGUUUCGCGUCGAAUAAAGUUUGAGGUUCAAAAUCCAAGUUGGUCACCUUGGCAACGGCCGUUACCAGCACACAAACAGAGGCUCGGGAGUACGUUCAUUUUCUCCCUCACACGAAUUACAUUCAGACUGAUACAGCUAAAAAUACACGCUGAAAUGCGGAAUCAACGUUACUACGCGGGAACUAUGAAUACUAGAUCUAUUAUUUAGUAACAAUAAACAAUGGCUAAUAAAAGAAGUUCUCUGUUGGGGAGCUAGGCUAACGACCAGUAGAGAACCACCGCGAAUAUCUAGCUAGCUAGUUAGCUAAGCUAGCGUUAACGAUGUGGCACCUGCUGUACUUACUUUCAGGAAAAAAUGUUCUAAAUGUUUUAAAAAAAUAGUUAAACGCUAUCACACUGCGCUGAAAAUGCAGAGUUCAGAUGAAAGAGUUGUCCUGGCAAAAACAGCUGAUUUUCUCCGAAAAGCUGAACAUCUGAGAAAACUGGCUGAUAAACAUGGAAAAGAGAGAAAGUGGAGUAACUCCAGCAGAAAGAAUGACCUUAAAGAUUGUUUCUGCAGUUUGGAAGAGCUGGAAAACAAAUUUAACAGUGAACUCAAGACUGAGGUGAUAAGAGUGCAGCAGCAACUGCAAAAAAUCAGGAAUAGUGUCUACAGAUUCCAGGGACAGUUGACUGAUGUGAAGCCAUCUGCUGAUUUGAUAGAAAAAUUAAAAGACAUCAUGAGUGAAAUUGAAAACUCUAUCAACACAUUUAAAGAAGAACAGCAUCAAAGCUUUGAGGAGCUCUUAAAAGAGGAAAGGACUUGCUGGCAGGAGAUAUGGGCCUUUGAGAAGAAGAUUGAUGCUUGGUCAUUAACUGUGAAGAAUGAUGGUGAGUUCCACCGCACUCCCAAAGCCAGGUUGUGCAUGGACAAAAAAGGGAAGGAGGAGCUUCCUGCAGAGGUGACAGCCCUGGAAACAUUUCUGCAGCAAACUGGAGGAAAGCUGGGAGGUUGGGACCAAUAUGACCACCAGAGCUUCCUGAAAGUGUGGACCAAGCACCAUGGAAAACCCUCAUACAGGACAGAGGCUAAGUUUUACUUACCAAGUAAGACUGAGAAGGACAUAAGGCUGCAUGAGGACUGGUAUCUAGAGCUCUGCCAUCUCCAGGAAAAGAAGAAAGAGGCCAUUCAGAAAUGGAGAGCUGAAAGGCAGAGAGCAAAAGAAGCCCAUCUGCAGGAACAGGAGAGUGAGGCAGAAAGGAGAGAGCGUGAAGUGGUGGUUGCAGAGGCCCAGCGCCUCAAACAAGAGGAGGAGCGCAGGGAAGCGGCUGCCCGUCUGGAGGCCUGGAAGAGCCAGCGCAAGCAGCAGCAGGAGCAAGAAGAGGAACAGAGGCUCAGAGAGGAGAUCCUUCAAAGAAAACGACUGAAGGAGGAAAGGCGGAGGCAGCUGGAAGUCAAGUUGGCUGUAGAGGCUCACAUCAGGCAGAAGAAAGAAGAAGAGGAGCUGCGGCUUUUGCGGAAGGAAGAACAGGAGCGAGCCGAGAUGGAGGAGAGACAGAGAAUGGCUGCUGAAGGCAUCAGACAUUUUCAAGAGAGAGAUCUACACAAGUUAGAGACGAAAUUGCAGGAGAAACAGGCCAAAGAGGAGGAAGAGCUGGAACGGGUGAAGAUGCAGGCUAAACUAAAGGAGAAGGUUGAAAGCCACAUCACUCGAGACCCUUCAAGACUCUGGAAACCAACCAAAGGAUGGAAAGAACGCACCAAAGAGAUUGGGCCAACGGGGGGCGGUCCUGUAUAUCAGAUGUUCCAUAGGGCAGUACCAACAUGGAGACAGGGCCUUUAAACUCCUAAAGCUUCAGCCUUCACAGAAGAUCCAGAAAUGAAUAAACAUUCCAUUGUGUAAUGUACCAUAUUGGCAUAUGUUUGUAAUUUUCGUUUUUGUGAUUAACGCUGUAAUUAACCAACCACUCUCUUAGGGCUAGCAACAGCCAGCCUUUUUUCAAUUUUGUUUCCUAGGAAAGUCGCUUUUGCAAUUAAUAAGACAAAAUAAAGGUUUUUAAAGAUAAGUUGUGACAUUGUGUAUUUCAUCAUUUCGUUUAGUGAGAGUACUGUAAGAGAAAAUCUACUGCUGUUAUUGUUUUGGUAGAGAACAUACUUCAGUCUAUAGGUUGCUUGCAUAUUUUCCUUGUCAUGUAUGUUUCAGAUUGUUUUUAAGAAUGUCAAAAUGUGGUUA
Colossoma macropomum (tambaqui) is the source of this 2353-nucleotide messenger RNA. RefSeq names its product coiled-coil domain-containing protein 112. The transcript has 9 exons. Bases 548 to 1963 code for a protein of 471 amino acids. The record is from RefSeq and is a predicted model, not a curated record. NCBI's taxonomy places the organism in Eukaryota, Metazoa, Chordata, Actinopteri, Characiformes, Serrasalmidae.